Bacidia gigantensis is the source of this 441-nucleotide messenger RNA. RefSeq lists its product as uncharacterized. The record is from RefSeq and is a predicted model, not a curated record. The transcript has a single exon. Gene Ontology annotation, molecular function: acyltransferase activity, transferring groups other than amino-acyl groups. Bases 1 to 441 code for a protein of 146 amino acids. NCBI's taxonomy places the organism in Eukaryota, Fungi, Ascomycota, Lecanoromycetes, Lecanorales, Ramalinaceae.
AUGGCGUACACCGUCCUCCGUCGGACGCCCUCUCCGGAAGUCUACAUUCACCUCCGCACAGUCUGCCUCUCACCGAAGACAGUAGAAGCUGCAACGAAAGGCCUCGCAAACUCCCUGUUCUCGGUCCAGAUCCUCAAAUCGGAAGACUCCCUCUCCUCCUCGAAUCCAGACUUCCCAAAGGAAGAAGAUGUGGUGGCAAUGGGUCGAGUCACAGGCGAUGGUGGUUGCUUCUUCGAGGUCGUGGACAUCUGUGUCCUACCAGAACAUCGAGGCAAGGGACUCGGCAAGCUCGUCAUAAAAGAGAUCAAGGAAUGGCUCGAUGAGAAUGUGCCAAAGAGCGGUUUUGUCAGUCUGUUUGCUGACUAUGAUGCUCAUAAGCUCUACUCUCAAUUUGGUUUCAAGCCGUACACAAUUGGCACCGGAAUGAUGAUUCAAUACUGA